UCACCAUUCACCAGCAGGAAAAAAAGAAAAGAAAGAAUGCCUUGUACGCCUUUCUGAAUCCAAAGUCCAGAACAAGUGAAGUGCAUUUGCUUCCCAGAUGGACUCUCAAACCAAAACAGGGAAGGUUUACCUCCAACCACACAAAGCUGGCAAAAAAUGGAAGCCAGUGUGGUUGUCUCUGUUUCCCCCCAGUGCCAGUGGAGUGGGUCGACUGGAGAUCCAGGAUAUGGGAGGUAUUGGUGGUGGAGGUGAGCACAGCACUGCGGUCCGGAGACACCACCAGCCUCACACGGACAGGAAGCUGAAGGUGGUCCUGCUGUCCGAGCUGAUCAGUGUCCUCAGGCUCCCCCCAAACGCUGAGGCUUGUCCCAUGGACAACAUGUCAGCCUUUUGUGUGGAGGCACGGGACAGAACGAUGGUGUUUGCUGCACUCAAAGACGACUGUGUGGAGUGGGUAGAAAAACUGUGUCACAGCACAUUUCAGAGAGGUGGUGGCUCAGGCUCUGCUAAGCUUCAAAUGGAGGAAAACCAGAUAUAUGCCUCAGCAGAUGAUGCCUCAGAGUUCUGGGUGGUGGUUCAGAAGACCGACGCAGCAACACGUUGCGGUCUGCAGGGGUCAUACUGGCUGCAGGUGGGGCCACAAUCACUGCUGCUGAGAGAAACACAGAAAAAGAAAAUAGUUAGAGAAUGGCCCUACGAACUGCUGCGACGAUAUGGAAAAGAUAAGCUGGCCAUAACCAUUGAAGCAGGUAGACGCUGUGACUCUGGUCCUGGAACCUUCACCUUUGAGACGCAGCAGGCUGAGAACAUAUUCUCCCUGAUUCAGAGCACCAUCAAACGGAAGACUUCAACUGUUACUUCCGGCAACCAAAACCAAGACGGUGAUAAAGUUAUUGUAACCAACAUACAGGCUCAUUCCCCUCUCCCCAAGAUACCUGAUAUGACCAGUAUGGCUGCCAGUCUGGAAAGCAAACUGAGGACACAGGAGAGGAAACCCGCUGCUUUCGAUGAGAGUGUGCAUGCUCAAGAAGGUCUGAUUGGUUCAUCAGAGUGUGUAUCAGCACAGCCAGCUCCUAUCACCCUCAUGCCUCUUCCAAUGGUACCCACAAAUGAUAGCCACUCUGGACGCCAUCUUGAUAACCAAUCAGAAGCUGUAUAUGCUGACCCAGCUGACUGCAUUCAACCCGUACCAAAACCACAACCAACCAUGGCUCUGUAUGUAGACCCUGUAAGUGUUCUCCCACUCACACCCCCAAGUUCAAGAAGAACUCUCACCCCCCCACCCAACUCCUCCGUUUCACAUUCCAACUUUAACAUCGAUCACCCGGAUUCAGUCUAUUCAGAGGUCUAUGACAAAAUCAGUCCAGUCCAGAAAAAACAAACUCUCAUUCAGAGAAAAGGGAAAACAAAGUGUUUUGCAGAUGAUGAACCCAUUUAUACCGAACCUGUGAGCAACAAGGAAGAAGUGUCUCAUAAAAAAGAAAGCAAACCAGACCCAUUUGCCCACCUUUACGCUCAAGUCUGCAAAACAGCACCGUCAUCUAGUCCUUCUUCAUCCUCUAACACCAAUUCUUCUGCCUCUCCUACUGCCAGUAUGAGCACAACAAAUGCCACAGACCAGUCUCUUGAUGAUGUAAUCUACGAAAACCUGGGCAUCAUUUAAUUCAGUUGUCAAGAGUAGCUUAAUACUAAAUUGUUGGGAUGUGCAUUUCCAUUUAAAGCUGAUGCGAUAUACAUCUUGAUGCAUUGCCAAUGAUCCGAUACAGUAAAGAUACAUAUGAAGCAGCUACCAGUGAUACGAUUCACCCCUCUUGCGAUGCAGUGAGAUUCCACAUUUUUUGUUAUGAUGCUAUGCAAUUCAGUAUGGCAGAGAUAGUUUGAUUUUAUUUCUUUAGUUCUUCUUAGAGCUCCUUGAAAAACAGUUUAGAGAGGAGGAAUCAAUCUGAAUAUACAAUUGUUAGUCACAUUUCAAAAUAAUAAAGGCACUGAGCCUCUGUAAGUAAUGAUAUAGAAAAGAUUUUAAAGAUGUUCAAAACAGGGCAUCCUGAGUUCAUCCCAUAUUGUAUUAUUUGAUGCAAACUUUUUUUAUCAGGGCAGCCACAUCCUGAAUGUAUGCCGGUGCAUCGAUACAAGUCGGUGAGUCUCAUAAUUCCUACUAAAAUGGUAAAUGGACUGUACUUAUAUAUCGCCUUUCUACUCUUUGGACCACUCAAUGCGCCAUACACUACAUGCCACACUCAUCCCCAUUCACACACAUUCACACACUGAUGGCAGUGGCUGCCACACAAGGUGCCAACUGCUCACCAGAACGGAAACUAAUCAUUCAUAUACACUCAUACAACGAUGCACAGCAUUGGGAGCAAUUUGGGGUUCAGUGUCUUGCUCAAGGUCACUUCGACAUGCAGCGAGAGGAGCAUGAUUGAACCGCCAGCCCUCCGAUUAGUGGAUGACCCGCUCUACCCCUGAGCCACAGCCUAGAGCCUGACAUGACAAUGACUGCUAGAGACUGUGGAAGUUCAUAGCGAAAGAUUAUAUCAUGCCUGGUUAGCACUUCUCUUGCAUGGAUUUGCAUGUAUGUGUUUACAAAUAAUUGUAAACAAAGUUAAACUUGUAACAAUCAUAUUAUUGUCGGCUCAAUAAUCGCAGAGGGCCAGAUUUCUAGUUAAAAGAGUACUGUAAUGGCAUUUUUUAAGAACCUAUACAACCGUUUGACCUGUUCAUUGUAAAACCAUAUGCAACUAUUAAAGAGGCUAUUAUAUCCAUAUAACCUUUAGCCCUGUUUCUAACUACACUCUAUGUCCAAUUAACAGUGGGAUGUUGAGACUUCACUAAGAAGCCAAGGACAUGAUCAUCUCACCACACUAUCUGUCUGUUUACUGUCCCACAACUCAGGAAUGUGUAACUGUGUUGGAGUGACACUCCAUCAGGGAUAAAACUAUACUGUUUCUUCGAAUCAGGGCUCUUUCUGACUUUCACAUAUGAAAGUGUGGGAUGGUUGCGUUUAAACCAUUCAUGGAUGACUUGAAUAAAACCUUACAGAAAGACAAGAUCAUACUUUGUAUGCUUUAUUAAACAAAUUGCCACCACA
This is a messenger RNA of Dicentrarchus labrax (European seabass), 3088 nucleotides long. It is a transcript of the gene dok1a, whose product is annotated as docking protein 1a. Gene Ontology annotation, cellular component: cytoplasm. Lineage: Eukaryota; Metazoa; Chordata; Actinopteri; Moronidae. Gene Ontology annotation, biological process: cell surface receptor protein tyrosine kinase signaling pathway; positive regulation of MAPK cascade. The record is from RefSeq and is a predicted model, not a curated record. Bases 98 to 1663 code for a protein of 521 amino acids. The transcript has 7 exons.